Molecule: messenger RNA, 957 nt
Organism: Annulohypoxylon maeteangense
Lineage: Eukaryota; Fungi; Ascomycota; Sordariomycetes; Xylariales; Hypoxylaceae
Exons: 1
Coding region: 263-772 (169 amino acids)
Source: RefSeq, a predicted model, not a curated record
AGGUGCAUACAGAAACUGCAUACAGAAACUGCGCACAUAUCAACUACCACCUAGGCUGCUAGGAACCCACGGCAGCGCGGUACCACUCAUUACCACUCAUUUAUCAAAAUAUCUCCGAACUGGGGAAGUACCUAGGGGUACUAUGACAUUGGCUGCUACGUCAAAGCUUGACAGCAAUACAUCAGCCCUUUUCUACGCAUACAUCAUAGUACUAUGUACUAGGCACUAAGGGUAGCCCUGGAGCUAUGCGUUUAUUGCUCGCAUGCUCUCAUCAAUGUUGCAGGAAGCUGUCAUUAAGUUGUACCCACGUACGCCCCGCGCCCGAUUUGGCUUGUCGAUGGUACGGUAUUCUCUCGUUUUCUUUUUCCAUCUGCGUCGUUUCAAAUACUGCUUUUCUUUAUGUGUGUACCAUGCAGCUUCUCAGCCUGCAUCUACGUUGCAUGUAUUGUAUGCACAUACACCCGUCCUUCUUUUUUUUAUCAAUAGUUUUUACCAUACCAUACCUAGCUCUUUUUUUCUCCCCUUGACCUACUCGGGGUGGGUCAUAGAUGGAUUGGAUGUCUAUCAUAUUGUCCACUUAUAUUUUUCUUCUUUUUUAUUUUACGGCUCACCGGCCCUCUCACCUUUGGGGUUAGUUAGCAUCGAUGUUACCCGAACGAACACCUGCACAGUACCCGGCUACAUCGUUUACCCCAGAGCUCCUUUCUCGUCUCGCAAAGUACGGAAGAUGGAGGUCGACGAUGGGUCUUUUUUUUCUUUCUCUUUCAGAUAGGGGGGUGAAAACGAGAAAAGAAAAACAAUCCUUUAAUCUAUCUCGAUAUGUUUGCUUGAUAAGUUUCCUACCUUGGCCCAUUGACCCUAGUAAGCAGUUGGCUCUGGUCGAGAAGGAAUCGGUAGGUAUGUGGUAGGUACGGUAUGCCUCGAUUGUAACUUAUAACGGCAACGAGAAUUGUGUCG